AUGAAAAAGAUAUUGUUGAUUUUUUAUGUAAUCCUAUUGAUUUACGGAAGUGAUGGAAGAAGAAAAAGUAAAAAGAGACUUAGAGAGACAAGUUCAGAAGUGAGUUCGUAUCGGAAUUUAGACCUGCGAGGGCGGCUGAGAAAAUCCCUUUUCGUGAUUAACGCAUUAGAAAAUCUAGCACAGAAUACAAUAUGUUCACCUAUGUCUGCUUUACUUCCUAUCGGUAAACUGGCGUUGGGUGCCCGAAAUACCACUUUAGAAGAACUCCUUGAAGGCGUCGGUGUAAUCAGCCAACAAAAGAUAAAACCACAUUUCAAACGCCUUAUAGCUGAAUUGAGGUACCUACCAGGUGUCAAAUUGGAUUUAGCCAGCAGAUUAUACAUAGACCAACAUGCAAAAUUAGUUUCCUCUUUCGAAUCUGAGGCAAAAGAGAUUUUCAACUCCAGUGUAGUGAAAGCUGACUUUGAAAGUCCUGUUAUUACAGCAGACAAGAUUAAUGCAUGGGUAGAGUCACAGACAGCUGAUAUGAUUCACGAUAUGAUAUCUCCAGAUGAUAUUAGUCCAGAUUCUUCCGUGAUUAUGAUAAACGCCAUCUAUUUUAAUGGUAAAUGGGCGAUGCCUUUCCAUAAUAUACAGACCUCGACGUUUCACACACCAUCUGAUGUGCGUAGAAUUCUCAUGAUGUCUACAACAGGGCUGUUUAAUUAUACUGAAAGUGGCGCAUUAGACUCUCAGAUUCUAAAACUACCUUACGUGGGUGGUGUAGCUUCUCUCAUAAUAGUGUUACCGAAAGCCAGAAAUGGUCUACCGUUGCUCUUGAGCCAAAUCAAGCUGGCCCCGGAGAUAUUAGACUCGGCACUUGCAGCAUUUUGGGAAACCACCUUGCAGGUUACGAUACCGAAGUUUAAGAUAUCAGCUGAGAUGGAUUUACGUAAAUUGUACGAGAGGAUAGGAAUAAAGCGCAUGUUUAACGCGCAAGAGUCGGGACUAUCCAAUAUCGUGAGGGAAAAGACCGUCUUUGUGUCUAAAGCGAAGCAGAAGGCUGUUAUUGACGUAAAUGAACGAGGGACGGAGGCUUCGGCGGCGACUUGUGAGUAA
Molecule: messenger RNA, 1098 nt
Organism: Leptosia nina
Lineage: Eukaryota; Metazoa; Arthropoda; Insecta; Lepidoptera; Pieridae
Source: the annotation of a GenBank genome assembly